Molecule: messenger RNA, 4443 nt
Organism: Nycticebus coucang (slow loris)
Lineage: Eukaryota; Metazoa; Chordata; Mammalia; Primates; Lorisidae
Gene: CDC42SE1
Product: CDC42 small effector 1
Exons: 5
Coding region: 261-500 (79 amino acids)
Biological process (GO): regulation of Rho protein signal transduction
Cellular component (GO): plasma membrane
Molecular function (GO): small GTPase binding
Source: RefSeq, a predicted model, not a curated record
UCCGCCGCCCCACCUCUGCCGGCCCGCCCUCGGCUCCCCACCGCGCCGAGGAAAGCUCCGGCACCCCCGCACCUGCGGUAGCUGACCUGCUCACCUCCAGCCACUGCCGCCGGGCCGCCUCGAUGCCGAAGAAGAGCAGCUGAGUGAACCUAGGGUGUUGUUAACACCUUGGAAGAGUGAGGACGGGACAAUCAAGGUACCACCAGAGCAAGAGCCCCCGGGGGCCAGUCAGAGGACUGAAUCUGGAACCAUCAGGGAACAUGAGUGAAUUUUGGCACAAACUGGGCUGCUGUGUGGUGGAGAAACCCCAGCCACAGAAGAAGAGAAGACGAAUUGACCGGACCAUGAUUGGAGAACCAAUGAAUUUUGUCCACCUGACUCACAUUGGCUCUGGGGAGAUGGGGGCUGGAGAUGGACUUGUGAUGACAGGUGCAGUUCAGGAGCAGAUGAGGUCCAAGGGAAACCGAGACAGGCCUUGGAGCAAUUCUAGGGGUUUGUAGUUCCAGUAGAAAACGGUUUUGAUGUCUUGAAGCUCCCAGUCUGUGUCCAGCCAGAAGAAAUGCUGCCCUCACCAGAUGCUUCCUAGAACCAGUGACCCAAGUGCCCCUCUUUUUCCCUAUUGGCCUAACAGUGCCUCAAAAGGCUUAGGGGGCUGGACUCCCUCUACUCCCUCUGGCUGUAUCCCCUCCUGGAGAUGGGGUCAAGGCAGCAGGACUGACCCAGUGACUACUAGUUGGCCAGAGAUGCUCAGCUGAAGCCCUGGACACCUCAGACCUGAGAUAGGAGUUCUUUGUGAACCUGGAAUGAGUUCCCUUCUCCUGAAUGAUGGUCUGAGUACCCUUUGUUUUUAAACUCUUAACCUGGAACUCCUUAAAUGGGGUAGGUAGGCGAGAUAACCAAAGCUGACACCAGCUUUGCCAAGAAACUCCCUCUCUCCCUGCCUUUCUCUUUCCUUUGGGAAUGGAUUAAAGCAGAUGUUGGGGGUGAGGGGUGACUGCUGCCUAGUCUACUUUUUAGAUUUCAGACCUUAAGCUCACAGCCCCUCAGUCUCGCUGCCAAUAUCAGGGUAUUUGUCUAGUUAAGCCUCUAAUCCUGUGUUUCUGUGGUAUUACUACCUUCGUAGCAACUUUUCUUUAAAAAAAAAAAAUUAAAAAUUUGAGUUCUCUUAAUUACUUCCAUUUCCUUCUACUGCUAUUCCUUCUGCCUUGAACGGAUCCUGUUAGGAACCUAAUUGUUUCCCACUGAGUAAGAGUUAACCUGCUGACAUUCCACUUACGUCUUGAGGAACCUGGUCUGCCUUCUGCCACCCUCCCUGCUGGCCCAGGCAAUAGGAGAAAGAGGGAGAAACCCAGAAUGCAACAAAACUAGGUUAUAUUUCAAGGUAGACUUCUGACCGUGAGAACCGGAGGGACAGUGAGAUACGUGAGUUGAAAAUAGUCAUCUUUGAGUUUAGGGAUUUUUUUUUUUUGAAUGUCAUAGUGUUGGUUUACUUUUUUUUUUGUAGUUUUUAGCUGGGUCCGGGUUUGAACCUGCCACCUCCGGUAUUUGGGGCCAGCGCCCUAUUCCUUGAGCCACAGGCGCCUCCUGAGUUUAGGGAUCUUAUGAUCCUCACAGCAUGGGAACAGGGAGAGGCUCUAGGUUUCCCAUUCCAGAUACUUUUGACAUUUUUGGAUGGAUAAUUCUAUGUAAUAAAAGUGCUGUUUUAUGCAUUAUAGGCAAACCUGAGUUAUGACAACCAAAAAUGUCUCCAGAUGUUACCAAAUGUCACUUAAGGGCAAAAUCACCUCUAGUUGAGACUCAUAACUCGAGCCGAAUAUAUUUUUCUCUUAAGUGAUUUCUACCCCACAUCCUAUCCUUGUCCCAUUAUUCACCUUAAACCUGAACCAUGGAUAAAUUAGGACCCCUUGUAAAUUAGGCUCAAUAGGGCUGCACAUCAUUUCCAAAUAAUUCUUUAUUCAAUGUAUUGUUUGUGCUUGUAUGGUGAUGGACAAAUACUAUACUUCUCCAUUCUUGUCCCCUUGAGGAGGGGUUCCUGCAGUGUGGAGACAUGAACAGGAUAGGAUUGGGAAAGGGGAGAGAAAAACAGUAGAGACAGCUCAGCUUAUCCUCCUUGAGGUAAGUUCUUUGUCCUAGCUCUAAAACCAGAUACCAAUAAAACUCAGGGAGUUUUGUCUGGAAACCAGGUCCCACUGUCCACGUGGCUGAAAAGUCUACUUUAGAUGGGAAAGCAACAUAGGAGCAGGAGGAAAGUCUGUAAGCACUUUCACUUUUCUCAGGUGUUUUUAUUCUGGCCCUUUCUUUGCAGGGUAAAAAUUAGGAAGGCAGAAUAAGACAGGUGAGCUUUUGCUCAGAGACAGGGCUGGGGUCUCCCAGCUCUGCAGCUUAUGGUAGUGGGGUCAGGAAUGUGGGAACUGGUAUCCACUCUGCUGAUCCACCAUCCAUCCGGUUUGCUCCCACCUAGAGAGGUUCUAAGUUUUUCAAAUUUUGGUGUAUUUUCUAGUUUUUCAAGAUUGAUUGUAGAAUUAUAUUCCCAAUUUACUCUCAGUUUUAGUCAAGCUAGUCGCUAUGAUCAGCAGCCUGAGUGUUAGUUAACAGGACAGAGUGGAAAGGUUGCCGACUCCUGGAAUCUUUGGUCACCAUGAUCUUCAGCUUCAUUCUAAUACCUGUUGUUUGGACAUGGUCUUCCCUUUCAUUUUUGGUGCUGGCUUGCCUUUAGCUACUUUCUCUGAUGUGUAUGCUGUCAUCACUUUAACAAUAAAGUGAUGGGAAUGGGUUUGAGAGUCUUAAUUUAUAUUAAAAAACUAUUGGACUUUUAAAUACAUUUUUCAAAUAAAAACAUUUAAGCAAAAUAGUUGCAGAAUAAUCAUUACGGUUAUAUGUUGGAUUAAAGGGUAGCUAUGGCUGAUGAAGAUAACUCUUUGAAAAUGGCGGAAAUGGAAUUUUGUACCUACACUGCCCUUUCUGAGAGGGCUAAGCACCGUGACAGCAUGGAGAAGGCCUCCGUCAUCUUUACAGGGCUUAACUACUUGUUCUUCCUAUUUCCUCUUCUAAGCAUUUAUUUGAGAUUUUUCAAAUUUUUAAGUUUCAAAAACAACAUUGGAAAGGAGGAAAAUGAGCAACACUAACUUUUUUUUUUUUUGUAGAGACAGAGUUUCACUGUAUCGCCCUCGGUAGGGUGCCGUGGCGUCACACAGCUCACAGCAACCUCCAACUCCUGGGCUUAGGCGAUUCUCUUGCCUCAGCCUCCCGAGUAGCUGGGACUACAGGCGCCCGCCACAACGCCCGGCUAUUUUUUUGUUGCAGUUUUGGCCGGGGCCGGAUUUGAACCUGCCACUCUCGGUAUAUGGGGCCGGCACCCUGCUCACUGAGCCACAGGCGCCGCCCGCAACACUAACAUUUUAUCCUAGGGGAUAGGGAGUUGGGGAAUAAGCAAGAGGCUGCUAGUAUGCAGUUCAGUUUUAGGGUUGAAGAGACUAAUGGUCUCUCCCCUGAGAUAACCUCUGUAAAAAGACACAAGACCAAACAAUGUAUUUUCCAGUUUUGUUUUUCUGUACUAAAAAUAUCUAGUGAGUGCUGGAAUUGAAAGGGUAAGAGAGGUUGAGAUGCUGACACCUCCUCUUGUGGAUGAAGUGGCCAUUACCUCCGGUUUCUGUCUAUCUGAGUAAGGAAAAAAAAAUAGAGAAAAGGGGAAAUUACAACCACAUCUAUAUUCUCCCUUCCUUGCUUCAUCUUCCCCUCCCACAAACCCUCACUCCUUUAACCCUACUGCCCCCUCACUUACACUUUUUUACGUUCAAUAAUGGUACUGGACACACAAGGAGAAAGACAGAAACCAGCAAAAUUACCAAGUAUACCCUUUGUUUAUUGUCUGUCACUCCUCCCCAAAGUUCCUGUCAUCUCUCUCAAUGAAGACCACCUUAUUAGGUCAAUUAGAACUUUUUGCAAUUCUUGGUAAAGCAAAGGACUGCCCUUCCUUGAGAAUUCUUUUGUUGUUGGGAAGAAUCUCAGAAGGACAGUUCUGGAGAGCACUGUUGUUGAACAAGCCUGGUUUAAAUCUUACUUGUGGCUCUGCUACUACUAGCUUUUGUAAACCCCAGUUUCUUCAUUUGUAAAGUGGGGAUAAUAAUACCUUGUGGGGUUCUAAGGAUUGAUCCAGGUAAAGUGCACAUAAUAGGACCUCAAAUAUUGGCUGUUGUUACUGUUAAGCUGCAUUAAUUAGGUCAAAACUAUUGAUCUCCAUAUCCAAUAAUUGUGUAGCAAGAAGUCUUAAUGUAUUUAUGAACUUUGGUCAAGGAUUGACCAAUAAGAUAUGUUGCCUAAUAACCAACCAGCAGUUGCCACAAGAAAUAAUAGGUGGGGCUCGGUGCCUGUGGGUCAAGCAGCUAAGGAGCUAGCGUGUUGGAAUCCAGCCCGGCCCACCAAACAACAAUGAUGGCUGCAACC